GCGGGGGCGUGGCCGCGGGGGAGGGCGCGGUGAGGGCCGGCGGGAGCCGCGCGCGAGCGGCCGCCAUGGCGGACGAGAUCAGCAAAGCGCAGGCGGCGCGGCCCGGCGGGGACACCAUCUUCGGGAAGAUCAUCCGCAAGGAGAUCCCCGCCAACAUCAUCUACGAGGACGAGCAGUGCCUCGCAUUCCAUGAUAUUUCACCUCAAGCUCCAACACAUUUCCUAGUGAUUCCUAAGAAGCCAAUUGUCAGAUUGUCUGAAGCAGAAGACUCUGAUGAAUCUCUUCUUGGGCAUUUAAUGAUUGUUGGCAAGAAGUGUGCUGCUAACCUGGGCCUGACCAAUGGAUUCCGGAUGGUUGUGAAUGAAGGGCCUGAGGGUGGGCAGUCUGUCUAUCACGUACACCUCCAUGUUCUGGGUGGCCGUCAGUUGGGCUGGCCUCCUGGCUAAGAUUUUUACACCACGAGAGCCAACUGCAUGCAUACAAGUUACCACCGAACAGAUUUAAUGUGUUAUCCAUCAGUCUAGCCACUGUUAGUGUAUUGUUUUUUUUUUUAAUGUGUGUCUACAGAGGGUAUUAAAUGCUCUGAACAACAUUCGCACAAUAAAAUUUAAGCAUGUGGGAA
This is a messenger RNA of Chiroxiphia lanceolata (lance-tailed manakin), 622 nucleotides long. It is a transcript of the gene HINT1, whose product is annotated as histidine triad nucleotide binding protein 1. Gene Ontology annotation, molecular function: hydrolase activity. Bases 66 to 446 code for a protein of 126 amino acids. Lineage: Eukaryota; Metazoa; Chordata; Aves; Passeriformes; Pipridae. Gene Ontology annotation, biological process: purine ribonucleotide catabolic process. The record is from RefSeq and is a predicted model, not a curated record. Gene Ontology annotation, cellular component: cytoplasm; nucleus. The transcript is spliced from 3 exons.